Pygocentrus nattereri (red-bellied piranha) is the source of this 2301-nucleotide messenger RNA. It is a transcript of the gene ap2s1, whose product is annotated as adaptor related protein complex 2 subunit sigma 1. The record is from RefSeq and is a predicted model, not a curated record. NCBI's taxonomy places the organism in Eukaryota, Metazoa, Chordata, Actinopteri, Characiformes, Serrasalmidae. Bases 184 to 612 code for a protein of 142 amino acids. Gene Ontology annotation, cellular component: AP-2 adaptor complex; intracellular membrane-bounded organelle; membrane coat. The transcript has 5 exons. Gene Ontology annotation, molecular function: clathrin-cargo adaptor activity. Gene Ontology annotation, biological process: clathrin-dependent endocytosis; intracellular protein transport.
GUUCCCCCAGGCCUUCAGCGGCUUAGCUAGAAAAAUAGCAAGUUAGCGAUAGAGGAGCAGCCCAUAGAGAGCUUCUUAUUUUAAUGAAGUUACAUGUUUAGGCGUUGUGAAAGCUUCAUUAGCUAGUUUUAACAAUCACCUUACACUGAGCGAUACCUCAGCUGUCCGUAUACCCUGAGCACAAUGAUUCGCUUCAUUCUGAUCCAAAACCGAGCAGGGAAGACCAGACUGGCCAAGUGGUACAUGCAGUUUGAUGAUGAUGAGAAACAGAAGCUUAUUGAGGAGGUGCAUGCUGUGGUCACUGUCCGUGAUGCCAAGCACACCAACUUUGUAGAGUUCAGAAACUUCAAGAUUAUCUACAGACGGUAUGCUGGUUUGUACUUCUGUAUUUGCGUGGAUGUCACUGACAAUAACUUGGCCUAUCUGGAGGGCAUUCAUAACUUUGUGGAGGUUUUGAAUGAAUAUUUCCACAAUGUGUGUGAAUUAGAUUUGGUCUUCAAUUUCUAUAAGGUGUACACAGUAGUGGAUGAGAUGUUCUUGGCAGGAGAGAUUCGAGAGACCAGCCAGACCAAGGUCCUCAAACAGCUCCUCAUGCUGCAGUCACUAGAAUAAAGAUUUUACUGCGUCGCAGCCAUGCCAUCACCCUUGGAGCAGGCUCCUCCUGUCAAGCCAGUCAUAAUGUUUCUGUGUAUGGAUGUUGUUCAUGAAAUUAAACUAACAUUUCAGCAUUUCUUUAAAGCUAUGCUAUGUAAGAUUUUAAUAUGUUGGAUGUGUAAGACUGUUUGUAAUGACAGGAAAAUCAACAGGAAUGGACAAGUUAAUGAAGGUCUUGGUGAAAAGCUUAAUUCUGUAUGUUGCAUCUUUGUUUCUCACUGCCCUAACUGAAGUUCUGGUGUCUUACCAAGACGUGUAGAUUUUGAAUGAGGUGCAAAAUUACAGAUAUGAUCUUUUCUGGUAAGGCUUCAUUCAUCAAAGGAGUCUAAACAUGUUACAUGCCUCAGAAAUGUUGACAGAAUCUUCUAGCAUAUCCUUAUGUUUUUGAAGUCAUGUUGACAGGUCACAAAAUGGUGCUGGCCAUUUUGUUCCCUUUCACUAAUUAGUGGUGUAUUUACUUAUGAAUCUCAAGGUGGAUAUGCAUUUUUGUGAGGCCUCUGUGGUUUAAUAUUGUCCCAAUAUUUUCCCCUAGUUGUAUUCUCAUGUUGUGAGAUUUGGAUUUUUAUGCAGUUGUGAAACAGUUGCCACAAAGGAGUGGCACUGACAACCUGUCUGUACCCUUUCAUUGACACUAAACCAGCAACUUGAUGGACAAAGACAACCCUGGCACUGGGAAUGACAUCCAUUGAUUAAUUGACGUCUACACUACUCAUUCUGAAGAAAUGUUACCGGAACUGUCCGUUUGCUUCUCUGUAUCUCCCAUGAAUUCUCCUCGUAGAUAUUGUUCCAUUUAUCUAUGAAAUCUAGGACAGUAAGCCUGUUUCUGUUUAUUGGAAGAUGAUAUUCAUUCCCUUUUUUUUUCUUUUCUCAUUUUUCAUAAAAUUACUUGUUUAAGGAAAAGUCACAGUCUAAUAUGAACUGUUUCUUUGUAUUGUGUAUAGAUAACUUUAUAUAAUUGUAUAUGUUGGGUCUGAUUAUAUGAAACAUUUUCAUUCCAGUAGGCAAACAGCUUCAUCUUUACAUCCUAACUCAAAAUGUGCACACAUUCAGAGUUUAAUAUAAGCCUUCCAUUCCAGCAUUAGCACACAGGCUAUAUGAACAUCUAACAGGCCUUGAAGAAGUCAAGUUAUUACCAGUAAUUGUGGUGUACUAGUUAUGUGAACAAAGGCAGACACUGAUGCUGCGCUUGUUUAGCCAGCAAGGCUGAACAGAUCUUACAGCUCUCAAAGGAAGAACACAUGACAAAAGACUGCAUUUACUUUCAUCUCCAACUUCUGCAGCACUGCUCUCUGUAGUGGUUCCAUAGCAACCACUCUGUUCAGCCUUGAGUCUCUUUGGACUGGUUUUACGGAUGCUGAUUAAGCUUAGCUCUGAGGAGAGUUAUUCCUGAAUCACUGAGUAUUUUUAGCUGCGUUCUAGGUUUAAUCUGCAUCUGAAACUGGUUUUUAAGUGUUUGUUUCAUGAGGUAUUGUUUUGUUUUUUUGUAUUUUAGUUGUUUUUCCUCAUUGUUCCUUUUGCCUGUCUGAAAUAUCCUCUCUUAUGCACUUGUCCUUGUGAGAUGGCAGACUGAAGGAAAUGUUUCUACUCACUAUAUUAAUGUAAACCCACAGAAAUGAGACAAAGAAAUAAAAUAUAAAAUUAUGUCAA